Populus euphratica (Euphrates poplar) is the source of this 2777-nucleotide messenger RNA. RefSeq names its product Pentatricopeptide repeat (PPR) superfamily protein. Gene Ontology annotation, molecular function: protein binding; RNA binding. Lineage: Eukaryota; Viridiplantae; Streptophyta; Magnoliopsida; Malpighiales; Salicaceae. Bases 155 to 2491 code for a protein of 778 amino acids. The record is from RefSeq and is a predicted model, not a curated record. The transcript has a single exon. Gene Ontology annotation, cellular component: intracellular membrane-bounded organelle. Gene Ontology annotation, biological process: RNA modification.
AGCUGGGCUUUGAUUUUAUCAAAGUUGAAUGAGCCUGGCCUGAGGUCCGGAAAACAUUCUUAUGAAAUUAAUCUCAAAAUCCAACACAUGAACGACGUCCACCUUGUUUCAUGUUUCAAGAAUGUGGAGAUUUCAGUAGUCUUCUUUAUGCAAGAUGUUAAGUAAAACAGCAACAAAGAUCUUAAGCAGAACAGAACUCCCCUGUUUCCAAGAAACAUGUUCUCAUCUUAUUUCCUUCUGCAACUCCAAGUCUUUAAGGCAAGGUGUUUGCAUUCACAGUCCAAUAAUCAAGCUGGGUUUUCAAGACCACUUGUAUCUAAACAACAAUCUGCUAUCUCUCUAUUCAAAAUGCUUUACUUUGGACUAUGCACGCCAGUUCUUCGAUGAAAUGCCAUAUAGAGAUGUUGUGUCUUGGACUGGGAUUCUUUCUGCUUAUGUUAAGCAUGAAAAACAUGAAGAGGCACUUGGAAUGUUUCAGGAAAUGAUGGGUUCUGGUCCUUGUCCGAAUGAAUUCACUUUUUCAAGUGUUUUAAGGGCUUAUUCUGCUUUAGGAGAAUUCAGUUAUGGAAAAUGUAUUCAUGGAUGUGUCAUUAAACAUGGGUUUGAGUCAAACCAGAUUUUGGGGUCCGUUUUGAUUGAUUUGUAUUCCAAGUACGGUUCUAUUGAGGAAGCAUGUAGGUUAUUUAUUUGUGUGGAUAAUGGUGAUGUUGUUUCGUGGACAACGAUGAUUUCUUCUCUUGUUCAAGCAGGCAAAUGGAGUCAGGCAUUGAGGAUUUAUAUUGAUUUGAUUAAGGCUGGUGUUUAUCCAAAUGAAUUCACUUUUGUUAAGGUUUUAGCUGCAGCGGGGUUUCUUGGUUUGAAACAUGGAAAAGUGGUUCAUGCCCAUUUGAUAGUUUUCGGGGUUGAGUUGAACUUGGUAGUGAAGACUGCCCUUGUCCAUAUGUAUUUCAAGUGCCAGAGGAUGGACGAUGCUGUAAGGAUUUCAAAGCUGACACCAGAGUCUGAUAGGUUUUUGUGGACUGCUAUUCUCUCUGGGUUGGCUCAAAACUUGAAGUUAAGGGAAGCUGUAGUUGCAUUUCAGGAGAUGGAGGCCUCUGGAAUUUUAUCGAACAAUUUUACAUACCUGAGUAUUUUGAAUGCUUGCUCGUUAAUUCUGUCUCUUGAUUUAGGGAGACAGAUCCAUGCAAGGGUGAUCAUGGCUGGUUUGGAGGAUGAUGUUCCUGUUGGAAAUGCACUUGUUGACAUGUACAUGAAAUGCUCUCAUGAGGUAAAAGAUGGCUUGAGAGUGUUCAAAGGCAUGGAGUCGCGUGAUGUAAUCUCUUGGACAUCUUUGAUUGCUGGCCUUUCUGAACAUGGUUUUCAUCAAGAUUGUUCUGACUCGUAUAUGGAGAUGACAGCUUCUGGGCUGCAACCAAAUUCUGUUACGCUAUCAAUCAUCCUCAGAUCCUGUAGGGCAGCAAAAUCUGCAAGUCAAUUAUUGAAGCUGCAUGGACAUGUAAUCAAGACGAAUGCUGAUCAUGAUAUUGUUGUCAGUAAUGCUCUUGUAGAUGCUUAUGCUGGAAAUGAAAGGGUAGAUGAUGCAUGGCAUUUGAUUAGAAAUAUGAGCCAAAGAGAUGCCCGCACAUACACAGGUUUGGCCACAAGGCUCAAUCAGAUGGGCCAUCAUGAAAUGGCAUUGCAUGUAAUCAAUCACAUGUUCAACGAUGACAUUAAGAUGGAUGGAUAUAGCAUGGCCGGCUUCUUAUCCGCGUCAGCUGGCUUGAAUAGCGUGGAAACUGGAACGCAACUUCAUAGUUAUUCUGUGAAAUCUGGUUUAGGCAGCUUCAUUUCAGUCUCCAAUGGCCUAGUUAGCUUUUAUGGGAAAUGUGGACUUACACAUGAUGCAGAGCGAGCAUUUGCAGAAAUAAGUGAGCCAGACAUCGUAUCAUGGAAUGGAUUGAUAUCCGUGUUGGCAGCCUAUGGGCAUAUCUCUUCUGCUCUCUCUGCUUUUGAUGAUAUGAGGUUAACCGGAAUCAAGCCUGAUUCAGUUACCUUCUUGUUAGUGCUUUUCACUUGCACUCAUGGUGGUUUGGCUGACAUGGGUCUCGAGUAUUUUAAUUCAAUGAAAGAAAUGCAUGGCAUAGAGCCUCAGUUGGAUCACUAUGUUUGCUUAUUUGAUCUCCUUGGCCGAGCCGGGCGGCUAGAGGAGGCAAUGGAAAUACUAGAAACCAUGCCUAUUAAGCCAAAUGCUUCAAUCUACAAGACUCUACUGGCAGCGUGCAAAGUUCAUAGGAUUGUGCCUCUUGGGGAAGAUAUAGCCAGGCGAGGUCUCAAGCUUGAUCCAUCGGAUCCUGCAUUCAAUCUGAUACUUGCAAACUUGUAUGAUAGUUCUGGACGGCCUGAUUUAGCUGCAAUGAUUCGCAGGUCGGCGAGGGAUAAAGGUUCAUCUCUUCAACAAAGGAGUUGUAGUUCACAUCCUAUGUGUGAAAAUCUUGGAUCACUAACUACAUAGUAUAAAGAUCAGGGGUAUCAAUCUGACGAUAAUGAAGAACAUUUUUACCAGGAUGAGAAUAUUGAUAACCGGACUCAGUCUCCUAAAUAUGCCAUUAAAAGCUUCUCUGUAUACAACUUGAACUUGUAGAGACCAUGGUGUUUCCUAUUUGUGAUUGUACGCAUGGCCUGCUGCAAUUAAGAAGAGCACACAGUAUUGCACUGAUCCUUGUGAAUUUUCUGGACUUGUCCAAAGUGGUAAUCCUAAACCGUAUUCUUUAUUUAAUAGCAAAUCAAUUUUCUUCGUU